Cooperia oncophora is the source of this 309-nucleotide messenger RNA. Lineage: Eukaryota; Metazoa; Nematoda; Chromadorea; Rhabditida; Trichostrongylidae. The record is from the annotation of a GenBank genome assembly.
AUGUUUGUAUGCAGCAGGAGUCAUGAAUUUCACGAAAGGUUUACCCAACUUCGUUGGCCAUGGGAAGCGAAGCAACAAUGGGAUAAGGAAAAUGCAUGGCCACCAAUGGUUCAUAUGGUUAUUGAGGGUUUUCGUACCACUGGUGAACCGGAUCUCAUGAAGGUCGCUGAAAAAAUGGCAACAUCUUGGCUAGCGGUUACUUACCAAGCUUUUAUCCGAACGCACGCUAUGUUCGAGAAAUAUAAUGUGACAACGCUCACCGAAGAAAUGUCAGCCGGAGGUGGUGGAGAGUACGAAGUUCAGGUAUGA